AAUUAAAAUUUUCGGUGAACUAUCACUUUAAGGUGUGUUUACAUUUAUUUACAUAGGUGUGUGUGUGUGUGUGUGUGUGUGUGUGUGUGUGUGUGUGUGUGUGUGUGUGUGUGUGUGUGUGUGUGUGUGUGUGUGUGCACUACAGAAGGCUUCUGUAUCAAGUAUUUGAGAGACAUGAGCUGUCAGUUGAGGAAAAGGCCAGGAUACAAGUACUUCAGCAAGAGCAGGCAGUGGCAUCCCGAACAGGAACACAGGUUAACCAAGAUCGAAAGACACGAAUCUCUGUGCUUAUUACAGAGUUUCAAAGAAUGAAGGUCAUGAUCGACUUAUUCAGAGGGGUCCUUCCAACAUUUCAGAGAUUUGCCAAAAAGCUUCAACAUGAAAAGCCGAUGGUGCAUUUGCUGCAUGUGGAAAUGGUGGCCCUUGUAAGAGAGCUCCUGAGCAAAUUUAUAAGACCAAAGGCUAUCCCACUUAGUCACAAGGAGAUCCUCAAGAUUGAUGUACGGAGAAGGGAUUUCCAACUGCCAAACAAGAGGCUCUCUGUUGGACAGUUUUGCUACAUUGCAAUGAACAAAGCCCGUGUGGAGGGAAAAGUAUGGGUUGAUCAUAUCUAUGACUCUCUCAGAGAAGGGUAUAUGAGGUCAGCAGAGUUUCUACUAAAAAACCUUCCCCUGGAUAACAUUAUAAUAUCAUCACUCUCUGCUCUUACUCCAUCUCUAAUGCAAUCUGAUGGAGUCACUGGGGCUUUUACCACUUUAGGAGAAGCCUUGCCAAAUGUUGUCCCUCCAGAAGAGAUUGGUCAGCUGGUAGAAGAAUGCCGGGCCUACCAGCUGGAUGGGGACAUGCUUCUUCAUCUACAGAGCUACACUGAAGGCGACUGUCGAGUCGAUGUAGACUGGUGGACCCAUGUUGCUUCCUUGAAAAAGGCAGAGAGGGAUGUGAGGUAUCCAACCCUGUGCAAGCUAGUUAAAGCUCUUCUGUCCAUUUUCACAGGCCCCUUGGUGGAAGGAUCAUUUAAUUUGAUGGAUGAUAUCCUUGAAGAUGACAGGUGCUCCAUGAAUGUGGAAACAUAUGAAAGCCUCGCAGUAAUCAAGUCCACACUUAAAGCCAAGGACAGGACAGCCUCAACUAUGACCAUUGACCAGCCUCUGAGGCGAGCCUGCCUUUCAUCAUUCCAAAACUACCAGUUACAUUUACAGAAAAAGAAAGAAACUGAACAGGCACUAAGGCAGAAAAGGCUGAGUGAGGCAGCAAGGAUGCAGUCCUUAAAGGAGACAAACAAACUGGUUCAACAGGCCCGAAAAAUCAAAAGGCCAGCUAAAUCCUCCUCUGUGCCAGUCUCUACCUCAUCUGCACAAGCCACCACCUCCUCUGGUCAACAGGCCCUGAAAAAGAAAUUGCCACCCAAACUCUCCUCUGUGCCAGUCUCUACCUCAUCUGCACAAGCCACCACCUCCUUUGGUCAACAGGCCCUGAAAAAGAAAUUGCCACCCAAACUCUCCUCUGUGCCAGUCUAUACCUCAUCUGCACAAGCCACCACCUCCUCCGGUCAACAGGCCCUGAAAAAGAAAUUGCCACCCAAACUCUCCUCUGUGCCAGUCUAUACCUCAUCUGCACAAGCAACCACCUCCUCCGGUCAACAGGCCCUGAAAAAGAAAUUGCCACCCAAACUCUCCUCUGUGCCAGUCUAUACCUCAUCUGCACAAGCCACCACCUCCUCCGGUCAACAGGCCCUGAAAAAGAAAUUGCCACCCAAACUCUCCUCUGUGCCAGUCUCUACCUCAUCUGCACAAGCCACCACCUCCUUUGGUCAACAGGCCCUGAAAAAGAAAUUGCCACCCAAACUCUCCUCUGUGCCAGUCUCUACCUCAUCUGCACAAGCCACCACCUCCUUUGGUCAACAGGCCCUGAAAAAGAAAUUGCCACCCAAACUCUCCUCUGUGCCAGUCUAUACCUCAUCUGCACAAGCAACCACCUCCUCUGGUCAACAGGCCAGAACACCAGACAAACCCUCAUCUUCUCCAGCCUCCACCUCUGGACAAGCCAGAUGUCCUCCAUUUGCCACAGCCUCCGCUUCACUAGACAGACAACAUAUUUUUCCACCAGCUUCCCCAACCUCAGCACCAGCUACAACCUCCUCUGUAUCAGCCACCACAUCCUCAGCAUCAGCUACCACAUGCUCUUUACCAACACGUUUUUUCCCACUCUUUCAUGGCCAAUCCAAAGCAUCAUCUGCACUGCCACCAAACAUGCUGAAAAGGAAAGGUUCUGUUAACCCAAAAACCUGUUCAAAAAGGAAGAAAUAAAGGAAGGCAGGGGAAAAUGUUUUCUGUAGUAAACUGUAUUUGCUUAUUUUUAUUUAUUUCUCACUGUUUUUCAGUUCUUGAAGCACUUUAAAUUAUUGCUAAUUUUUGUUCUCUUAUAGCAAAUUGUUUUGAAUAAACAAAUUGAGUGUUGUAUUACAUACAGUUUGUUGCACUGUAACUGCACUGUAAAAAAUGUAAAAUUAAAGGUGCAUAUUUUGCAGAAAAAUUAAUAUCUACUUGUUCGUGCCCUUAAGUGAAUGGUUAAGCUACUAAUCAAAUCCUAGUUUACUUUGGAGUAUUAUAAUUCCCACCCACUGACCUUUCUUGGUAUGCUAUACAAGCAAUAAGUAUGCAGGUAAGUGACUAGUUAAAAGCAGGGAUGGAUUAAAGGGAUAGUUCACCCAAAAAUGAAAAUUCUGUCAUCAUUUACUCAAUCUCAUUUUGUUACAAACCCACAUAAAUUGCUUUGUUCUGAUGAACACGAAGAUAUUUUGAGAAAUAUUUGUAACCAAACCGUUCAUUGACCCCAAUCACUUCCUUAGUAUUCUUUUUUCCUACCAUGGUGGAAGUCAAUGGGGUACAUGAACAGUUUGGUUACAAACAUUACUCAAAAUAUCUUCGUUUGUGUUCAUCAGAAUAAAGCAAUUUAUGGUGGUUUGUAACAACAUGAGAUUGAGUUGAUGAUAACAGAAUUUUCAUUUUUGGGUGAACUAUCCCUUUAAUGAACAGGCCUACCAGGCCCAGGAGCUCUGCUCUACAAAAAGGUGCUAUUGGCUUGCAUUGGGUUUGUUCGUCUCAGACAUGUUUAUAUAUUUAUAUUCACAAAAGUCACCAGAAUCUAUCAUUUAAGGCUUAAAUUAUAGAUUCUGGUGACUUUUGUGAAUAUAAAUAUAUAAACAUGUCUGACUAUUUAUCAAAAUAUUCUCCCAGGGGAGCACACCCCUGGAUCCCGCUUGACAAUUGUGUUGAUCAGGG
Molecule: messenger RNA, 3281 nt
Organism: Misgurnus anguillicaudatus (oriental weatherfish)
Lineage: Eukaryota; Metazoa; Chordata; Actinopteri; Cypriniformes; Cobitidae
Source: RefSeq, a predicted model, not a curated record